Molecule: messenger RNA, 1617 nt
Organism: Talaromyces atroroseus
Lineage: Eukaryota; Fungi; Ascomycota; Eurotiomycetes; Eurotiales; Trichocomaceae
Exons: 6
Coding region: 1-1617 (538 amino acids)
Biological process (GO): regulation of DNA-templated transcription
Molecular function (GO): zinc ion binding; DNA-binding transcription factor activity, RNA polymerase II-specific
Source: RefSeq, a predicted model, not a curated record
AUGCGCCAAACUCUUCGCCGGUCCUGUGCUGCAUGUGCCAAAUCCAAACACAGUUGCGACCUCCGCACACCACGCUGCUCUCGCUGCAUUAAGCGCAAAGUCCAGUGCGUCUAUGCGAAUGAGCCCUUUACAGCGCCGCCGGCAACUCACGGGGGAUCAAUGAGACCGCUCGAUGGAUCUGGUGCUUUAACCGGCUACAGAUUCGGGUGUCUCGAUCCUUUCGAUUCGUACCCGCAGACGAGACUUCCUCGGGAACGCGUUCAACGUCUCAUCCAUCGCUUUCUCCACAAGAUCGCUUUCCAAUACUACCCUCUCGACUUGAACGCAACCUCAAAUCCGUUUCUCAUCUCUUGGUGGCCUCUUGCUCUGGGCGACCCAGCACUAUUUCACGUCUCGCUGCAGACAGCAUGUCUUGAUGAGGAGUUGUUGGCCCAGGAGGGCUUUCAAACCUCCGAACUUCUCAUGGCCGACUCUGUGGCUUUACUCCGACGCAAAGUCGAAGACACGUCACUGGCUGUACAAGACGGGACUAUGAACUCUGUCAUCACCUUGGCAGCCAUCGAAUUUGGCAAGGGCAAUAUCAAGGUUAGCCAAAUGCAUGUUGACGGAGUGAAAAGACUCGUCAACAUGAGAGGUGGCAUCAAUUCAGUGAGGCAGACAAGCCCGCUUACCGCGAGAAUGGUCGGCUGGGUCUCGAUACUCAUCAUGGGCCAUCCUGAAUUCGAGACCCAGGAUGACGUCGGCAUUGGAGAUGGCAUACCUCCCAUUCCGGAAUGGCAGUUGGACUCGACCGCUCUUCAUGAUGAUUUAUCCGAGCUCAUCAGUAUUGAUGUCGACUAUGCAGUCAGGAAUGUCUUCAUCCGUCUCCGCUACGUCUUCCAGCGGGCGCAACGGAUACCCUUCUCAACCAUACGACUUCACGACCUCACAUGUUUUGUCGUACACCGACUUCUACUCUCAGCUUCGGACACGGCAAACCCUCGGUCGUCACCGAUCACAGAAUGCAUUCGCUACGCAAUCAUACUCUACAUGUUCAUCAUUCAGGGGCCAACGUAUUACUCGCAUGCAGUCAUAUUAAAUACGACUGUCACCCGGUUUAUAGAGCAUCUCAAGCAACUCGAAUCGACACCUCGUGCGUAUGAUUCACUUGAUGUCUGGCUUCUUGCAAUUGGAAUGGUGGCCUCGACCGGCACAGCCCAUUACCGGUGGUUUAUGGAGACGGCACGGGCUAUGGCUGCUUCUCUACAGCUGGGUAAUUGUAACGACGCCCUCGUCCACAUCAAGUGCGUCCUGUGGUUGGGGACACUGCAGGGCGAAGAUAUCUUUCGGCCUCACUGGGACGCUAUUCUUAGUGCUGCGAAUCGACCAGGGCCGCCAGACCUUACGACACAACUAAGCAACAGCUUCUUUGUCUACGAUCCUCCUGAAACAAACUUGAGCAGUAAUCAUGCCGGAAACAGUUCCCAUCAUUCCCGAAUCCCCCGCGAUACAUAUAGCAUCAUAUGCCUCAAGACCAGCGCGAACACCCCCUACGGCGCGUUCAUCCUGAUCGCGGCCGGGAUCUACGGCUCCAACCUUUGGAUCCCGCAUAAGGAAUUUCUCAUGUCACUUCCUUGA